AGCCUUUAGUCCUGCCUCGCCUCUCGUGGUCUCAGCCAGUCGUGGUCUCAGCCUCAGAGCUUGCCUGAGUCCAUUCAGUCGAGUGUUUGCUCUUGCGUCUUGUUUCAUACUCUUGUCAAUCUCCACGGACCUAUAGCCAUGUACACAAAGUAUGUUUUCUGUAUGACAGUAAUUUUAUUGGUGAGCAUCAUAGUAUUCAGAGACGUAUAUGACGAGAACUAUGGCCAUGUUUACCAACUCCCCUUACCUGCCUUCACACUAAACUCUAGUCUGUGGGGAGAAAUACGACCUGGCCACGUGGACGCGCCUCGUGAGAAGGAAUUUAGAGAUACCACCUUUUCUUCCAACGUUGCAAGUACAGCAAGUGCAACAGUAGGGAGCGAUAACACACUGUGGGAUUCCGUGACCACAGCCACUACAGGUGCUGAGGAACCUUGGAACGGAAAUGCCGAACGUAGGAUGACUGAGAGAAGGGAGUCGGUUCGCUCUCAUUGUGGCCAGGUUGGGAAAUAUCCAUACAGUGUUCGGGUCACAAGUCAAAGGUCGCUAUACUACUCCGGGAAGUAUGAUCUUCUUGUGUGUGUUACUGCCAAGUCCGGUGCCUCUACCUGGAAGACGCACCUCCUCCGGAUGAAAGGAGUAGACGACCCUAUUAUACGUAAUCCUCAUUCCUUGAAGUACAGCACGAUGAUCCACGCCCUAACUCAGCUCGGAUAUGUCAAUCUGCAACAGAAACUGAAAUCGCCUUCUGCCACACGGGUCAUGACCGCCAGACACCCGCUUUCUCGUCUCGUCUCUGCCUAUCGGGACAAGUUUCGCGACGGUCAGGCUCCUCCUGGCUACCGCUGGGGCGCUCUCAUAAGGCAGUAUUGCGGCGACUGUAAGGAUAACAAUGGAACACUUCCCUUCCCCCAGUUCCUCAAGCUUGUGCUUGCUGAGAAGGCAGAUAAAGGCCUCAUAAACCUGAACCGUCACUGGCGUCCGUACUCGAGCAUCUGCAGCCCCUGCGCCAUUCAGUACGACUACAUCCUGAAGCAGGAAACCUUCGACGACGACCUCCACUACGUGACUGAGCAGCUCGAUCUCCGGGAGGUGGAACUCGGGACUCGAAACAACAACAAAAGCAACAGAACGCACCUUCCCACCUACCUGGAUUACUAUGACGACGUUCCAAGCGAAGUGCUGGGGCGAAUCUUCAAACUGUACGAGACCGAUUUUAGAAUCUUUGAUUACGAGAUUCCACAGUCUCUACUGGAUAGAGUAAAGCACUGAAACUAUGUAUGAAGGCCGGCCAAGUGGUUGUAUUACUUCGAUGAGGACUGUGAGGUCAAGUAGAACAUCGUGAUUCUGAAAUAAAGUUUAAAAAGUUGCAUGUAUGUUUAAUGUUAUUAUGAUAUGAUUGCUGGAUAAUAGUUUUUUUUUAUUAUCGUACUCGAACUCAUUUUGUGAUGUUUUGAUAAAAUGCUACAUUUUCAUGUUAAGUACUCACGUAUAAAAUCGCUUAUCUGUUAA
Messenger RNA from Penaeus monodon (black tiger shrimp), 1512 nucleotides. RefSeq names its product carbohydrate sulfotransferase 14-like. Gene Ontology annotation, cellular component: membrane. Gene Ontology annotation, molecular function: sulfotransferase activity. The transcript has 6 exons. The coding region runs from base 139 to 1272 and encodes 377 amino acids. The record is from RefSeq and is a predicted model, not a curated record. NCBI's taxonomy places the organism in Eukaryota, Metazoa, Arthropoda, Malacostraca, Decapoda, Penaeidae. Gene Ontology annotation, biological process: carbohydrate biosynthetic process.